GGUUUUCCUUCCAGUCUUCCAGCAGCGGUUCUCUAUGGCUUCCUCCAAUGUUAAUCGUUGGUUACGACCUGAGGUUUACCCUCUCUUCGCGGCCAUUGGGGUUGCUGUGGGAAUCUGUGGGUUUUCGUUGGUCCGUAACAUCUGCAUCAAUCCUGAAGUCAGGGUAAACAAACAGAAUAGAGCUGCUGGAGUGUUAGAGAACCAUGCAGAAGGGCAAAUGUAUGCGGAACAUGGUUUGAGGAAGUUUGUUCGCAACAAAUCCCCUCAGAUAAUGCCUGCAAUUAAUGACUUCUUUACCAGCCCAAAAUAAGUCCAACCAACUUUGUUAUGUAAUUCUUAAAGUCUUUCACUAUUCUCGUGGUAUUACUAUUGUUGUUGUUUCCAUUGUUUUGUGACACAAUGAGUGGAGCUUGUUUUGAGGUUCAACCUCGUCAAUGUGAAUGAAUGUGAAUGAACAGUAUAAUGAUUUGGUUUGA
Telopea speciosissima is the source of this 476-nucleotide messenger RNA. RefSeq lists its product as uncharacterized. Lineage: Eukaryota; Viridiplantae; Streptophyta; Magnoliopsida; Proteales; Proteaceae. The transcript has 3 exons. Bases 35 to 310 code for a protein of 91 amino acids. The record is from RefSeq and is a predicted model, not a curated record.